This is a messenger RNA of Centruroides sculpturatus (bark scorpion), 1475 nucleotides long. RefSeq lists its product as uncharacterized. The coding region runs from base 123 to 1475 and encodes 450 amino acids. NCBI's taxonomy places the organism in Eukaryota, Metazoa, Arthropoda, Arachnida, Scorpiones, Buthidae. The transcript is spliced from 2 exons. The record is from RefSeq and is a predicted model, not a curated record.
UUAUUUUUUUUAUUUCGUUGAAUCUGGAGUUUUGAAUUUGGCUUUAAUUGGGUGGUUUCUGUUAAGAACGCUCGUUGUACUAACGCCAUCUCGUGUGACGUGAUAAUAUAUUAGACGUAGAAAUGCAAAAAAUAAACUUAGAUGAUGUUUACCAAAGAUUUUUCAAGUCAUAUAAAAAAGCACAUGCCAACAAGAAAAGUGAUAACGUACAAAAAGAUGCAAAUCUUGUAUGGACCGAAGCAAAAGCUCGAUACGGCACUGAUACAAACGGAUUCAGUACUUUUAUACAACAACGUAUAAACCAUUACGACACUCAAGAUAAAAAAAGAAAAGUUGGCUUAUUGUCAUAUUUUAGUAAGAAUAAUUAUAACCUAGUCAAUCAAAAGAAAGAGUCUGAAAUCGUUACAAAAAUGAUAACUAAUUUGGCUCCUAACCAUGAUAAUACUCCUCUUCCUAUUGCAAAAAGCAUCGAUGUUGAGUGCACUGUUGGAAAUAGUAUAUCUUCACCAAAAGCUUAUAAAAAAACACACAAAGCUCCAGCUCAAGAUGAGGCCGCUGAAAAAAUUACAAGUUUAAAGUACAAAUUGAACAUUCAGCUUUUAGCUCGAGAUACUGAUCUAGGAGGAGAUACGUCACUAAAUGAUAUUAAAAAAACCAAAAAUGAACUAGGUAUAGCCAAACAGAAUUUGAUAAGAAAACAAAAAAAUGCCAAUUACCAGAAAAAAUUCAGAGCUGCUCGAAAAAACAAGCUGAAAUUGAUAUGUGAGUCUAAUGUGGCUGCAGCUUCAAUUUUGAAAUUAAAAAAAAAUGCUGGGAGACCGCGCAUCGAAGAGGAGCAGCCGAUUUUGUUACAAACUAUUAUGGAAAUAGCUUCUUUCGGAGGUGCAACGCACGAUCGUCGCCGCACAGAUGAAAUAAGAGCAUGUAAAACUCUCGAUGAGUUGCAUACAAAGCUUUUGGAAGAAGGUUUCAAUUUAUCUAGAAGCGCUACGUAUUUGCGACUUCUUCCGCGAAAUUCUAAUACCACCGAAGGAAAAAGACACGUAACAACCGCUCCCGUGAAAUUAUGCCGAGCUCAAAAUGAUAGCCAUAAAGCUCAUCUCGAUAGUCGGUUUUGUACAGCUUCAAUACGUGCUUUAGAAUCGCUAGCUUCUGCUCUUGGACCGAAACAAGUUGCAUUUAUUUCACAAGAUGAUAAGGCACGUGUGCCUAUUGGUCUAAAAGCGGCGCAGAAACAAUCGCCUAUCCUAAUGCAUGUAGAGUACAGAGUAAAGCUUCCCGAUCACGAUUUUAUUGUAUCAGAAGGACACAAACUAAUCCCAUCAGUUUAUGCAGGUAUAGUAAUUAAUAGACCGCAAGGACUAGGAGAUCCUGAAGCAGUGAGUUACUCGGGGCCAACUUAUAUUGCCAUAAGAAGUGGAAAACACGAUAAAUCGACUGCUGCUAGCCAUGCCGCAGAUUUUGAGCGCCUNUAA